This is a messenger RNA of Arvicola amphibius (Eurasian water vole), 1293 nucleotides long. It is a transcript of the gene Kcnk12, whose product is annotated as potassium two pore domain channel subfamily K member 12. Gene Ontology annotation, molecular function: potassium ion leak channel activity. The record is from RefSeq and is a predicted model, not a curated record. The transcript has 2 exons. The coding region runs from base 1 to 1293 and encodes 430 amino acids. Gene Ontology annotation, biological process: potassium ion transmembrane transport; stabilization of membrane potential. Gene Ontology annotation, cellular component: membrane. NCBI's taxonomy places the organism in Eukaryota, Metazoa, Chordata, Mammalia, Rodentia, Cricetidae.
AUGUCCUCCCGCAGCCCCCGGCCCCCGCCCCGCCGCUGCCGCCGCCGUCUGCCGCGCCCCUCCUGCUGCUGCUGCUGCUGCCGCCGCUCGCACCUCAACGAGGACACCGGGCGCUUCGUGCUGCUGGCCGCGCUCAUCGGCCUUUACCUGGUGGCGGGCGCCACCGUCUUCUCGGCGCUCGAGAGCCCGGGCGAGGCGGAGGCGCGGGCGCGCUGGGGCGCCACGCUGCGCAACUUCAGCGCGGCGCACGGCGUGGCAGAGCCGGAGCUGCGCGCCUUCCUCCGGCACUACGAGGCCGCACUGGCCGCCGGGGUCCGUGCAGACGCCUUGCGCCCGCGCUGGGACUUCCCCGGAGCCUUCUACUUCGUGGGCACCGUGGUGUCGACCAUAGGAUUCGGCAUGACCACCCCAGCCACAGUAGGUGGGAAGGCCUUCCUCAUCGCAUACGGACUGUUUGGCUGUGCGGGGACCAUCCUGUUCUUCAACCUCUUUUUGGAGCGCAUCAUCUCUCUGCUGGCCUUCAUCAUGCGCGCCUGCCGAGAGCGCCAACUGCGCCGCAGCGGCCUGCUGCCCCCCACCUUCCGUCGAGGCUCCGCACUGUCGGAGGCCGACAGCCUGGCGGGCUGGAAGCCCUCGGUGUACCACGUGCUGCUCAUCCUGGGCCUGUUCGCCGUGCUGCUAGCAUGCUGCGCCUCGGCCAUGUACACCAGCGUGGAGGGCUGGGAUUACGUGGACUCUCUCUACUUCUGCUUCGUCACCUUCAGCACCAUUGGCUUCGGGGACCUGGUGAGCAGCCAGCACGCCGCCUACCGGAACCAGGGGCUCUACCGCCUGGGCAACUUUCUCUUCAUCCUGCUCGGCGUGUGUUGCAUCUACUCGCUCUUCAACGUCAUCUCCAUCCUAAUCAAGCAGGUGCUCAACUGGAUGCUGCGCAAGCUGAGCUGCCGCUGCUGCACGCGCUGCUGUCCGGUGCCCGGCGCGCCCCUGUCACGGCGCAAUGCCAUCACCCCGGGUUCCCGGCUGCGCCGCCGCCUGGCCGCGCUAGGUGCCGACCCCGCGACCCGCGACAGCGACGCCGAGGGCCGCCGCCUGUCGGGCGAGCUCAUCUCCAUGCGCGACCUCACAGCGUCCAACAAGGUGUCGCUGGCGCUGCUGCAGAAGCAGCUGUCCGAAACGGCCAACGGCUACCCGCGCAGCGUGUGCGUCAACACACGCCAGAACGGCUUCUCGGGCGGCGUGGGCGCGCUGGGCAUCAUGAACAACCGGCUGGCAGAGACCAGCGCCUCCAGGUAG